This is a messenger RNA of Misgurnus anguillicaudatus (oriental weatherfish), 2958 nucleotides long. RefSeq names its product fibroblast growth factor 8a (gene fgf8a). Gene Ontology annotation, molecular function: growth factor activity. Lineage: Eukaryota; Metazoa; Chordata; Actinopteri; Cypriniformes; Cobitidae. The record is from RefSeq and is a predicted model, not a curated record.
UUUUGGCUUGAAACAGAGUUAAAGUUCUGGUAAAAACAUAAACAUCUGUUGCAGUCUAAAGAACAUAAAGAAGAAAAUCCGUCGAUGGGCUCCUGAUUUACUGUCUACUUCAGAUGUUCAGUGGUGGGCGUGAGCAAAACACGAAGGUCAGCAGGAGGAGAGGAUGCUGGUCUAAUUAGCAGCAGAGGAAUCUACUGUCGCCCCAACACCUGUCACCACAGGCUCAACUCCGCCCCCUUGUGUCCUGAAGAGGAACUGAACCGAGGUGCACAAGCAGUUCAUAUCCGAGUGUAAAGAUUGCAAUCCCAGAAAAUGGCAAGUGAAGACCUCCUUUUGGGAAAAACGGAUCACAAAGGCUGUCUGGUGUGCCACCUAGAGUUUGCUGUCAACGACAGCACCUAAGUGUUAACACUUCGGCAGGACAUUGAAGAAAACAGCUACUGUUUUGUCUUGCAGAGCUUUGGACGUGGCCGACAAAGGCAGAGGAACACAGAAGAACAAGGUUCUUAAGUUUCACACUCGUUGAAAAGGAUGGCCGCUCUGUUCCGCAAAAGAAAACAACCCAGUAGUAGAUGUUCCUAUCCAGGGCGUAAAAUUUGCAGCAGCUCUUCUCUGGGGUCAUAAUUCGUGGGUCCAGUCUGCGUGUGUCCAAAGGCAACCCAAACCUGUUUUUUGGAUGACUGUUGACCUUCACCUCCUUGCCGACCCAGCUCUUAAACAGGGCGUGACGCGGAUCUUUAGGUUACCACCCAGGAGCCAACGCCGCCUGCGGCUCAGCCCGGCUGAUGGAUCUGAGUGUGGCCGCCAAGCUCCAAUCAACUCAGACAUGAGCCCCAGGACCCCACACAACCUCACAGUACAGGACCAACCCUACCAUUUUAACCAGGGGUGUAAGCGCGAACGGGGUUGACAUUGGUGACUAACUGGCAAUGAGAGAAGAGGAGGGGAUAAGAGAGCCUAGCCAGUCCAGCAACACUGUUUCUUGAAGAAAGCUCAGCAGCACGGCAAGAGAUGCACUGUCCUGCCUCCUCUGACUGACAUUCCCACAGGAGUCAGACUGAAUGAUCAAGGGGAUACGCCUGGAUCAAACGUCAAAGGAUUCCCCGUUGGAUCUAUUUCACCUUUAUGGACAGCAUAGGACGUGGGCUUUUCUUGCUAACGUCUUUAUCAUAGGUCUUUAUGCAUUAGAAGCUCUUUCGCUAAAACUUGAAAAGUAAAUCGUUUACAAGCUGUAAGUUUUGCGUUAAGUGCACUUAGUUGUUAUUUUCGAUUUAUGAUGGAGAAAAUCCAGACAGUGCUUGUAUUUGUCAGUGGUGUCAAUCUAUAGAUUCGCCGUUUUGUCUUAGAAAAAUACUGGACAUUUUUUCUGCCUCCGUGCAGGUUUUUUUUAUUUGCCAGUUGAUCUGUUCAUCAUAUGUUGCGAGUCACGUUUUGGAUAUCAGCGCUGGACUCUGCGCGUCUCAACUGGAAAACCUAAUUUUUUAAAUCUCCGUAAAUUAGCCUAUAGAUAAUUUGGUCCGCUAAUUUUGCCUCCGAGGCCCGACCCUUUCAGCAACAUGAGGCUCUUUCCAUCGCGAUUGAGUUAUCUAUUGCUUCACCUCUUUGCGUUCUGCUAUUAUGCUCAGGUAACCAUUCAGUCCUCACCUAAUUUUACACAGCAUGUGAGUGAGCAAAGUAGGGUGACGGACCGGGUCAGCCGUAGACUAAUCCGGACCUACCAGCUUUACAGUCGAACCAGUGGCAAGCACGUGCAAGUUCUGCCUAACAAGAAAAUCAACGCCAUGGCAGAUGAUGGAGACGUUCAUGCCAAGCUCAUAGUGGAGACUGACACGUUUGGGAGUCGAGUACGAAUUAAAGGAGCUGAAACAGGCUUCUACAUCUGUAUGAACAGGAGGGGAAAGCUGAUUGGCAAGAAAAACGGUCAGGGGAAGGACUGCAUUUUCACCGAGAUAGUACUGGAGAAUAACUACACAGCUCUGCAGAAUGUAAAGUAUGAAGGCUGGUACAUGGCUUUUACACGCAAAGGCAGACCCCGCAAGGGCUCCAAAACCAGGCAACAUCAGCGGGAAGUCCACUUCAUGAAGAGGCUGCCCAGGGGACAUCAAAUCGCAGAGCACAGACCCUUUGAUUUCAUCAACUACCCUUUCAACAAACGGACUAAACGCACCCGCUACUCAGGCGAGCGUUGAAGAGUGACACUGGAGAAAAGAAACUGAAAAACUUUCUCAAUUAACAGACUUCUCCUGUGGACUCCUAAAACAUUUUUUGUACUGAGCAACAAUAUACCUAACCUUUAGUUUUUUAUGAAUUUUCAGAAAAAAAAAAAUCUCAAGAUAAAAGAGAUCUAUUUUUGUACCCCUGACUUUUAGUACUGACCUGUGUAUAGAAACUCUAGAAAAUCAAAGCACGGGACAUUUAAGUGCUGACAUUUUAGUAGUGCGUGGACUUCUUCCAUCUUUCUUUCUGGUUUUGUUUCAUUUGAUUUUGACAGUUUUAGAGUAAUUUAUAACUCUUCAUAAUGCUGCUCAAGGGGACUUCAAGGGCCCGAGAGAGAAUGCACUGACAACACAGGGCUGUAUUCGGUUACACAGGCAGCCGGGGCACCUCUCGACCACCCAGUGAUAAGAUACCCGGCUCAUCUCUCAGUAACCUCUCUGGUUCUUGAUUCUGGAACUCUCAAGAGAUAAACAUGGUUAAAGCAAACAGAGCUUUAAAUACAUAUUUAAAUGUGGCAGCUACAUUUUCAUUAUAUCACAAGUUUCCCAAAGUGGUUGAAACUUGUAAGUGUAUAAAUGUACGAAACUGUAGGAAAAGCUUUUGUUCUUUGUUGCAUUUUGUUUGUCUGUUUUUUAUACAAAUAUAAAUAUAUUUUUAUUUGAGGAUGUGUAAAAUAAUUUUAAUGAUGGAAAUAUUUAUUUAAAAACGUGUAAUAAAUUUACCUUAGGAUACUGACGCUCA